Racocetra persica is the source of this 411-nucleotide messenger RNA. The record is from the annotation of a GenBank genome assembly. Lineage: Eukaryota; Fungi; Glomeromycota; Glomeromycetes; Diversisporales; Gigasporaceae.
AGAUCCAAUUCUUGUUUUGCUCUUGAAACAAAGGUGCAACUUGCCAACGGCAAAUUGGUUGAAAUGGUAGAACUCCAAAUCAGUGACCUAGUUUCAAGUGAUGUCAAAAAUAAUUGGUUCGAUAUGGUAAAAAUUAAAUUCACAAAUCCUGAUAGAAGUAAAGGUUAUGUUCGCAUGACACCUUCACAUUGCGUCUUCAGUAGUGAUUUGUCACUACUAUAUGCUCUAGAUGUAGUACUAGGUGAAACAAAAAUUUUAGUCACAACUUUUAAUGGACUUGGUAUUCGCACCAAUUCUACUCAUUGUCAAAACGAACUUCACCCAUAUGUGCAAUAUUUGGAGACUACUAACAUCAUUUGGUGCAAAGCAUUAGAAGGAAUUAAAAUUAUUGAACAGAAGGACGAUAAAUAG